CAAUAUUACCAUUUAAUUAUUAUGGAUAUGAAAUACUUUAAAUAUUUACUAUUUUUACUAUCAAUAGUAAAAAUCUCGGCUGGUCUUGAAUGCGGACAAUUCACUCAUGUAUUCACGGAGCGUAUUGUUGGUGGAAUUCACGCCAACCUUGGUGAAUUCCCGUGGCAAGUGAGCAUGCAGAGACAGGCGGGCAGUCGGGCGCCCGGCAGACAAUGGAUGCCCGGACCGGGCGUAUGGCCACAGCCGGGCCACUGGCAACAGCCCAGCGUUAGCCAAUGGCAACAACCCAUACACCACACGAUUGGCGUCAAACCGACACCACCGGGCGGUUGGCCCGCGCCUCCCAGUCGACCCGUUCCAUACCCGCCCGGACACAUACACCCGCCCACACCAGGCAGUCCACCGGUGAAACCCGUACAACAACUGCCAGCCCAACCGGCGCCACCACCACCGCAACCACAACCCGUGCCACAGCCGCCACCACUACCGGCCACACCUGUGCCCACAUUCCCACCUCCACCACCACCAGCAUCGCAACCACACCCGGCGCCACCCCAACAGCAGCCACAGCCGCUGCCGCAGCCCCGACCCCCACAGCCAGCACCGGCACCGGCGGCCCCCUCUGUAACGCAAGGCCGGUGGCAGCACUUUUGCGGCGGCUCUAUCAUCAACGAGAACUGGAUCUUAACGGCAGCUCAUUGUGUGGAAAACAUGAAAUAUUCGUACACUCCCGGCUCCAUACGGAUAGUGUUGGGUACAGUGGACUGGCGUAACACCGCCGCCGGCGCGCCCCAAAUGAUAGCCAUCGGUCGUAUUGUAGUGCACGACGGCUGGAACCGCAACACCGGCCAGAAUGACAUCGCACUCCUCCAGACCUCGUCGGCCAUACAGUUCCAGACGUCACCCGACGGCACAGUACUGGCCAACAAAGUGUGUCUCUCCAACACAGCCAACGCCGAGUACGCGGGCACUGCUGUGUCAAGCGGUUGGGGUUAUCUCAAUAAAAACUCGAGAGUAUCGCCGGAUCUGUUGCGCAAAGUGGAGAUACCGGUUGUCGACUACAAUACGUGCAAAAACGCAUUCAGUCGCGUCAUUGGUGUCACACAGAAUCAGGUCUGCGCCGGUCAGGCGCCCAAAGGCAACUGUAUGGGUGAUUCCGGUGGCCCGUUAGUGCAGACCACGGGCAAUAAGGCCACGCAAAUCGGUAUAGUGUCCUUCUCGAUCCCGUGUGCCGUUCACGGCUACCCCGAUGUCUUCACCAAAGUGUCCAAAUAUAUCGAUUGGAUUAAUCAAAAUACCAAUAAUGCUGUCGGCGUGUCAUCCAUGGGUUAGACCGCCCGUCCCUUCCGGUGCUCCGCGAG
Messenger RNA from Medioppia subpectinata, 1361 nucleotides. The record is from the annotation of a GenBank genome assembly. NCBI's taxonomy places the organism in Eukaryota, Metazoa, Arthropoda, Arachnida, Sarcoptiformes, Oppiidae.